AGAAAGAGUGUGAGUGAGUGAGAGAGAGGAGAGGAGGAGGAGGAGGGAGAAGGGAACAACCUACCAUCUUAACACACUAAUAUCUAAAAAGUGCGAGAGGCCCAGAGCAGCAGCAGAAGCAGCAGCAGCAGCUCCAGCCUCUUCCCUCCCUCCCCAUGAAGAAGAGUUCCCUCCUCCUCCUCCUCCUGCUUCUCCUGCUCAGAGUUCCUGCCUCCAGCUGCCAGGGGGGACAGCCAGCCAGCAGCAGGAGGGGGACUAGGGAGCUGAAGGAGAGCCAGCGUCUCCAGAAUUGGACUUCUCAGAACCUUUAAUAUGCUAAUGUGCAUUGUGAAUCUCCAAGAUGGGGAUAUGAUUUGCAGCAUUCUUGAAUCCUUCUAAUGACAGGGAGCCCACUACCUCAUAAGCUGCAGCAACAAGAGGAGCUUGUAAUUUUAAACGGAGGCUGAAGACACUGUAGAAUUAGCAGACAUAAGAAAGCGAGGAGAAGGCAGAGGAUGGAGUUGCAGACUCUACAGGAAGCUCUUAAAGUGGAAAUUCAGGUUCACCAGAAACUGGUUGCUCAAAUGAAGCAGGAUCCACAGAAUGCUGACUUAAAGAAACAGCUUCAUGAACUCCAAGCCAAAAUCACAGCUUUGAGUGAGAAACAGAAAAGAGUAGUUGAACAGCUUCGGAAGAACCUGAUAGUCAAGCAAGAGCAGCCGGACAAGUUCCAGAUACAGCCAUUGUCACAGUCUGAAAACAAACUGCAAACAGCACAGCAGCAGCCACUACAGCCCCUGCAGCAGCAACAACAGCAGCAGCAACAGCAGCAACAACAACAGCAGCAGCAGCACGCCCAGCAGUCAGCAGCACCGCCUAGUCUGACUGCAUCACAGACUGUAACUACAGCUUCUAUGAUUACCACAAAGACACUACCUCUCGUCUUGAAAGCAGCAACUGCGACCAUGCCUGCCUCUGUUGUGGGCCAGAGACCUACCAUUGCUAUGGUGACCGCCAUCAACAGCCAGAAGGCUGUGCUCAGCACUGAUGUGCAGAACACACCAGUCAACCUCCAGACGUCUAGUAAGGUCACUGGGCCUGGGGCAGAGGCUGUCCAAAUUGUGGCAAAAAACACAGUCACUCUGCAGGUUCAAGCAACACCUCCUCAGCCCAUCAAAGUACCACAGUUUAUCCCUCCUCCUAGACUCACUCCACGUCCAAACUUUCUUCCACAGGUUCGACCCAAGCCUGUGGCCCAGAAUAACAUUCCUAUCGCUCCAGCGCCUCCUCCCAUGCUUGCAGCUCCUCAGCUUAUCCAGAGGCCUGUCAUGCUGACCAAGUUUACACCCACAACCCUCCCCACAUCCCAGAAUUCCAUCCACCCUGUCCGUGUUGUCAAUGGACAAACCGCAACCAUAGCCAAAACGUUCCCUAUGGCCCAGCUCACCAGCAUUGUCAUAGCUACUCCAGGGACCAGACUCGCUGGACCUCAGACUGUACAGCUUAGCAAACCAAGCCUGGAGAAACAGACAGUUAAAUCCCACACAGAAACAGAGGAGAAACAGGCAGAGAGCCGUACCGUCACCCCGCCUGCUGCACCAAAACCAAAACGAGAAGAGAACCCUCAGAAACUUGCCUUCAUGGUGUCUCUAGGGUUGGUAACACAUGACCAUCUAGAAGAAAUCCAAAGCAAGAGGCAGGAGCGAAAGAGAAGAACAACAGCAAAUCCAGUGUACAGUGGGGCCGUCUUUGAGCCAGAGCGUAAGAAGAGUGCGGUCACUUACCUUAACAGCACAAUGCAUCCUGGGACGCGGAAGAGAGGUCGUCCUCCAAAAUACAAUGCAGUGCUGGGGUUUGGAGCCCUUACCCCAACAUCCCCCCAAUCCAGUCAUCCCGACUCCCCUGAAAAUGAAAAGACAGAGACCACAUUCACUUUCCCUGCACCUGUUCAGCCUGUGUCUUUGCCCAGCCCCACCUCCACAGACGGUGAUAUCCAUGAGGAUUUUUGCAGUGUUUGCAGAAAGAGUGGCCAGUUGCUGAUGUGUGACACGUGUUCCCGUGUGUAUCAUCUGGACUGCUUAGAGCCGCCCCUGAAAACAAUUCCCAAGGGCAUGUGGAUCUGUCCCAGAUGUCAGGACCAGAUGCUGAAGAAGGAAGAAGCAAUUCCAUGGCCUGGAACCUUAGCCAUUGUUCAUUCCUACAUCGCCUACAAAGCAGCAAAAGAAGAGGAAAAACAGAAGCUACUUAAGUGGAGUUCAGACUUAAAACAGGAGCGGGAACAACUGGAGCAGAAGGUGAAAGAGCUCAGCAGUUCCAUAAGUAAAUGCAUGGAGAUGAAGAACGCCAUCCUGGCACGGCAGAAGGAGAUGCGCAGCUCCCUGGACAAGGUGAAACAGCUUAUCCGCCUCAUCCACGGCAUCGACCUCUCCAAACCUGUAGACUCUGAGGCCACUGUGGGGGCCCUCUCCAAUGGCCCAGACUGCACCCCCCCUGCCAACGCCACCUCCACACCCGCCCCUUCCCCCUCCUCGCAGAGCUGUACAGCGAACUGUAACCAGGGGGAAGAGACUAAAUAACAGAGCCCUCGAAGAGAUGCCACAGUCCUGGUGGCGAGGAGACUCUAGAAGAGCAAAGCCGGAUUUCUUCUGGAAAGUACAGAGUUCUUUUGGUUCUUUGGUUCCAGAGAGAGAGAAGAUGCUUGUGCCAGGUGGCACCCGAGUUUGCCAAUUGAUUCUUGUUCUUCUGUGUGUACAUGCAGAGACUGGACCACGUUACAUGAAGUAGUGCCAGCUGGAGGUUCUUAGCCAGCGCCAUGCCAAGUGACAUACUAUAUUACUCUCUCUAUUAUACACCAGUGUGUGCCUGCAGCAGCCUCCACAGCCACGGUGGGUUCGUUUUGUUUUGUUGGGUGGGGAGCAGGGAUGGGCAGAGGGAGGAGAGCAGGUUUCAGAUCCUUACUGGGAGCCGUUUGUUUAGGUAGAAAAGACAAGUCCAAAGAGUGUGUGGGCUUUCCUGUUCCUAAACGUUUCACUACCAUAAAACCAAAAAAUGAAAAAAAAAGAAGAAAAAAAGAAAAAAAAGGAAAUAGAGAUUUAACUAACCCAGUGCCCAGAAGAGGGACGGGAAGGGCUGGGAGGGGCAAGGGUGGGAAAGUAUAUGACAUAAGCAGUAUUUAACUCCUGGAGGGGCCUAGUGCAAGAGGAGAGCCCGGCCCCUCUCCAGCUCGCCCCGCCCACAGCCUCCUGCAGCCCCUCCCCCCUGCUUGGUGUAGUGCACAGCCCAGGUGGUUCCCACCUUGCUAAGCAGGGAAGGGAGGGUUCAGUGAGAGUGGUAAGGAGGGAGAAAGGCAGAUCAGAGGUUUUACUUGAAAACAAGCUCCACCCCUUUUCUAUAUUUAUAAGAAGAGAAGGUUCUGAGCAGAGAGCACGACCCAGGUGUGUGUGAAUGGAGACGACCCUUUUCUCUUCUUCAAGUUUAUUUUUGUUUCUGUUCUUGUUUUGUUUAAAGAAAGUUUUGUUUUGUUGUUUAUUUUACCUUUUUUUUUUUUGUAACAAGAACUAAAAUAAAGAAUAGAAAGGCUGUUUUUUCAGGCUGACGGUCCUGUUGAGGGUAGCGAGACCUUGCAUGAUAGAGUAGGCGUCAUAGUGUCAAGUGAGGUCGGUGAGUCUGUGUGCGUUCUGUGUCAUCAGUCAGGCACUGUUCUGGUUUGUUUCAUUUUUUUAUUUUCUGGUUUUGUUUUCUGGUUCUGAUUUUUUUGUUUUUUCAUGCAAGGGCAAAAAAAAAAAAUCUUUGUACCUGGGGAAAACAACAACUUUUUUUUUUUAAUUAAAAAGGAAAAUAAAAGAUAUUGAGGUCUUCCUAGUGUUACUUAAAUUAAGAUCAAGGUAAGAAACAUUGUAAAAAUUACAAAAGUGCUAUUUGUUUCCUAAAAACAGUGAUUUCUAUUAAAAAAGGUGUCAGAACUGGAGAAAA
This is a messenger RNA of Grammomys surdaster, 3951 nucleotides long. It is a transcript of the gene Phf21a, whose product is annotated as PHD finger protein 21A. The coding region runs from base 495 to 2555 and encodes 686 amino acids. The transcript has 19 exons. The record is from RefSeq and is a predicted model, not a curated record. Gene Ontology annotation, biological process: negative regulation of transcription by RNA polymerase II. Gene Ontology annotation, cellular component: histone deacetylase complex. Gene Ontology annotation, molecular function: chromatin binding. Lineage: Eukaryota; Metazoa; Chordata; Mammalia; Rodentia; Muridae.